GUAGAAAAUGAAGGCUAAUCAUGUUUUGGGUGUACUAUUCCUUUAAUGCAAGGCUGGCCCCACCUAUAACUACAACAAUUAUUCAAAUUUGAGCACGAAUAUCAACCCAUUUGAGACCCAAAUUAGCUUGACAUAGUACCAUAAGAGUUUUCUGAUUCGAUGAAUUUAAUAAAGUCAAGUGGGUCCUGCACAGAGACCCACUGUGAACCCACGCCAACUUUGUCCCUAUUCAGCCUGAGUAAGAUCCACAUGGUUCCCGCAUACAAAUGUUGGCCGGGUCAAACCAAUCCUCGCUAACAUGGGGGCAGGUAUUUGUUAGCUGGUGCAUUUGCUCAAGUCCAGUGACUCUUGUCUUUGUAUUUUGCAUACAGGGAAAAUCCUUCAUCAAGGAUGCUCUGAAGUGCAUGGCCCACGGUUUACGGCACAAGUUUAGCUGCAUAAGUAGAAAGUGCGUGACCAUCAAGGAGAUGGUGUUCCAGCUACAGAGAGAGUGCUAUGUGAAGCACAACCUGUGCUCUGCUGCAAAGGAGAAUGUGGCAGUCAUUGUGGAGAUGAUCCAUUUUCAAGAUCUUUUUCCUAAAGGCCCAUAUGUGGAGCUGGUGAAUAUUCUCCUGAGCUGUGGCGAGGAAGUCAAAGAAGCCCUGACUCGUAGCGUCAGACUACAAUGCGAGCAGAACUGGGGGGCACUGUGCGACAGCCUGAGCCUCUGCUCCUCCCUCGUCCCGUCUCCUGCCAGCGCCGUCGUCCAACACCACCGCCAUGCCUUUCCUGCUCCCCACCUAGAGCCAGAACACCCGCUUGUUCCACGACAAGGCGACAGGGACAGAGCUGGUAAGGCGGUGCUCAAUGCUCUCCCACGUAAUCGCAGUCAGGGGCCCCGCCGCCACAGUCCAGAGGCGGCAGUGGCGACUGAGCAGGAAGACCCCAAGGCCGACGUCCGAAGGUGAAAGCUCAAGAGGUUUGCGCGGCCCUUUUAACAUUUAAAAGUCACAUUUAUAGACCUAUACACGCAUCCAUGACAUCGCAAGAAAACAAGCAUGCACACACACACGUCUACAAAACAUAAUUUCAAAGACAGACUCAGCAGAAGGAAACGAGUCCAGAUCUUUCCUUUUCUCUUCUGCCUCUCCAGUCAUUCCAGCAGUCCCACAUGGUAAACU
Molecule: messenger RNA, 1160 nt
Organism: Cyprinodon variegatus (sheepshead minnow)
Lineage: Eukaryota; Metazoa; Chordata; Actinopteri; Cyprinodontiformes; Cyprinodontidae
Product: stanniocalcin-2-like
Exons: 2
Coding region: 267-947 (226 amino acids)
Biological process (GO): intracellular calcium ion homeostasis
Cellular component (GO): extracellular region
Molecular function (GO): hormone activity
Source: RefSeq, a predicted model, not a curated record